AUGCCCCUUAUCCCUCUGUUGGUUGUGCUGGCGGGUCUGGCUUAUUAUCUCUCGCGUCGGCGCAAUGAUCACGACGCCAUCGAAGACAGCCCGCGUGUUGUCGUGAAAGGACACACGUAUUCAGAAUCAAUAGAGAUGAAAAAACCGCGACGGGUUUUUGAGAUUCGCAAUGCGUGUUUUGUCGGGUCGGGCUAUGUGGGCGCUUUAACUGCGAUUGUCCUUGCGUCGAAAAACCCGCAUAUCCACUUCCACGUUGUCGACUUCGACCCCCACCGCAUCGCGGCGUGGAAUUCAGAUUGUCUGCCCAUUCUCGAACCGGGGGUGGACGAGUUGUUGAAUAGCAUCAAUGCCGAGAUGAGUUCGGUGCCGCUGGACGAGACCGAAAGCGAGGCGAGCGAGUAUCAGCUCGUGCAGAGGAAGCGAUUACCGAAUAUUUCCUUUUCGGCGGAUGUUGAGGGUUGCAUCGCGAGGGCGGAUUUGGUGUUUUUAUGUGUGGAUAAUGAUACGCUGCGACAGUCUGAUGGUGAGGAUGGGUUGAAUAUGGUCCAUCUGGAAUCGGCUGUGCGGACGAUCGCACGCAUAUCGACGGGGCACAAGAUUGUUGUCCAGAAAAGUUCUGCGCCGUGUGGUAUUGUCCACUGGAUUGGAAAGGAGCUCAAAUCCUCUUCUUGCACCUUUGACGUCCUCUCCAACCCUGAAUUCAUCACCCCCGGCACUGCCAUUCGCGAUCUCCUCUAUCCUCACCGCGUCGUCAUCGGCCAUAUCGUCUCCGAAGGCAUGGCAUCCGCCGAAGCAGUCAACGCCCUGAAACGUCUAUACACACCGUGGAUUCCCGACGAGCGCAUCGUCACGACAGACGCCUGGUCAUCCGAACUAUCCAAGAUAGCAGUCAAUGCACUCAUCGCGCAGCGCAUCAGCUCGCUACGAUCGGUAAAGACGAUCUGCGAAAAGGCAAACGCCAACAUGGAGGAUAUCGCGCAGAUCACCGGCUUCGACUGGGCGGGUGGAGCGCCGCAGAUGGACGAGUCGCAUUCGCGGUCGGAUGUGCUGUGUUUGAUUUAUCUGGCUAGAGAGCUGGGCUUGAACGAUGUCGCCGAGUACUGGAGGGCUGUGAGUCGAGUCAAUCUGCAGAGUCGGAUUGCGCUGCCUUCUGUUCCUGAUGCUGAGCCUACUCAACCUCUGCUGGAUGCCAAACCGGAGAUGGAAAUGGUGGAAUGUGUUUGA
Molecule: messenger RNA, 1224 nt
Organism: Aspergillus wentii DTO 134E9
Lineage: Eukaryota; Fungi; Ascomycota; Eurotiomycetes; Eurotiales; Aspergillaceae
Exons: 3
Coding region: 1-1224 (407 amino acids)
Biological process (GO): glycosaminoglycan biosynthetic process
Cellular component (GO): nucleus; cytosol
Molecular function (GO): NAD binding; UDP-glucose 6-dehydrogenase activity
Source: RefSeq, a predicted model, not a curated record